Molecule: messenger RNA, 6161 nt
Organism: Triplophysa dalaica
Lineage: Eukaryota; Metazoa; Chordata; Actinopteri; Cypriniformes; Nemacheilidae
Gene: tet1
Product: tet methylcytosine dioxygenase 1
Exons: 11
Coding region: 1425-6014 (1529 amino acids)
Biological process (GO): positive regulation of transcription by RNA polymerase II; oxidative demethylation
Cellular component (GO): nucleus
Molecular function (GO): zinc ion binding; DNA 5-methylcytosine dioxygenase activity; DNA binding
Source: RefSeq, a predicted model, not a curated record
UUGGUUUCGUAUGGUACUUUGUUGCACAUUGUGUUUAUUUUGCUGAAUGGUUGAUUCCGCAAUUUUGUAUACAGUAAAGAUGUGCUUAAAAUUAUUUUGAUACAUUUAUUUCCUGCUCUAUAAUGUUUCUUCUUGGGAGUUUUCCAUGGUUGGUAUGUGCCAUUUUUAAAACGUUGUCUUUCUUUGCCUGUAUGUUGUGUAUCUUUGUGUAUUGUACAUCUACUGCCUUGACAACAAUCCAAUAAUGCACAUUGUAUACACAUGUAAAUACUACGAUUACUACAAAUUGCCCUUUUCAUAUCUUAAAUCAACAUGAAAACACAAUGAACUUAUUUCGAUGAGUCAUAGUUAUGUUAGAAUAUAUGUCGCCGUGAGUUAUUGAUCAUAUCAUCUUUACAGUGAGUUUCACAGACGCAAAUGCUGUGCAAGUUCAAACGUUUUUGAUUACACCUCCCAAAUUUAGUCAUAGUGAAACUGACGUCAUCUCAAAACGUGGUACAUUGUGGCUAUCACGACAUGUUAGCCUGAAGCACAUUGAUGGUUGAAUUCGUUUUCAAUUAUUCAUACGGCAGAUAUUUAGCCCUUCGGUAGAAUCCAGUCCGCGUUUUCCCGCCACCUGACGGACGUCCAUUAAAUAGCCUGAAGUUGACUGGAGAGUGUAGCUUGACUCUGGCUUCGGUACCUAAUGGAUUGACAUUGGGUUUGUCUUUCAGGUGCUAAACUCUCUGUGGCAGCAUGACAGUUACAGUUUGGCGUUACGUUACGUUAAGAACAACGCAGAGCGAUAUGUCGGUCACGCGCGGGUCGAAGGGAAAAUGCUGAAGGAUCAGUCGUGUUGUACAGGCGGGGAAUAUUAUCAAUACUGUCUCUCUGGUAUGUAAAGUAUUUCAACUUCCUUCAAAGUGUUCGCAACAACACGGCAAACUGAUGUUUAUUUACUUAAGUAUGGCUAUUUUCAAUUGUUAUCACAUUUAAUAGUUUGUUAACUGCUUUGUCCAAACCGAAACAAACUGUUGAGAGAUAAGCGUGAGAGGACGUUAAGCGAUUAGUCAGUUACCACAACGUGUCUCGAAACCCAGAGAGCUUCCUACGUAGAUGCCUGACCUGGCGUCUGUGUUAUUAAAUAAAAGCUGUCUAAGUAGUGGGCGUAAUAUGUGUUGAGACACGGAGCGCGUGUAAACGUCUGCGAGGUCCUCGAGAUUCACUUGUCAACUCGAACUUAUCUCGCACGCGCCUUUAAAAUAACUUUACAUUGAAGUUACAGCGUUUAGUAGUUGAUUAUCGUUUCACUCUGCACACGUAAUGCAACAUUCUCAAUGUAAGCUUUCUUGAAAUAUUUCAAAAGUGCUGCCCAGAGUCAUCUUUGUAUUGUUUCCCAUGCCGGCUGUCCUGUACCCCUCCGCCCUCACUCUGUCAGCUCAGCUAUGCCUCAUACUGCCAAAGUACCCAAGAGAUCAACACGUGCGUCUGUAAAGCAAAAUGUCAAGGGGUUGAAAGCGUUCAUGACCACAAGACGAACGGUCAACUCGCUCAAAGCUUAUGGCUUGGCUACACGGAGCCAAGAUGAGAUCAAAAAGUCAACAGUCAAGAAGCAGGCAGUCAAGAGGGGUGUUGUCAUUAAGCCUGGCAGGAGGAGAGGCAAGAAUCUCCCUGUUGUCAAAGGAUCCAGGCACACGCGUGGUUCUUUGAAGCAAAAUGGCUUGUUGUCAAAACUUAAUAGUCAAGGGAAGUCACCUUGGGGCAGUCUCUCAUCUCAGAGCGUCUUAAGGGACCUUGAUUCCCGCAAGAGGUCGGGUACAGGCAGAAAAGGAGGUCAGAAGAUCAAGGAACAGGAUACUGAUACUGUAAGUUCAGAACCUCAUGAUCCUAAUGGUGACGUUCUACAAAUAAACUCCUUUAUUCCGGCUGGAGAAGGACUGACCAUUAACAUCGACUCUGAGGAGGUUGCGGAGGAGCACAGAGAGACUGUUGUUCACAACACUGACAAGGCAGAGGAGGAGAAGCUGAAAGCAAACACAGAAACAGCACAAGCUGAAAACCGCUCGGCUUCUAACGAACAGCUGAACGCGGCACUUGUUGAGCAGGGUGACCGUGUCAGCAACGUAGAUUUUGCGUACAACAACAAUACCUCAGGAUUAACAUCUCCAUCCCCUUCACAGGCAGAUAAGUACGUUUCAGGUCAAGCUGAGAAGGUCGACGAUGAACCACACACAAACACAGACUUUCCUGAAGGAAACGCUCCAGAACACUCUGCAGAAGCAGGUUUGACUGUGACUUCCCUAGUGUGCCAGUCCCCCAAAGAAACUGCACUUGAAAACUUUUUAGAUGCUCCCCAGGUGGACGAAACUGAGUUUCAUAGCACUGUAGUAGACUUGGAGGCCAAAGAUGAAACUGAGGAUGCUGAAAUGUCAGUGAAGAAAGAGGGAGCACUUUCUCUCCUCUCACUGAGCGCAAGGUUUUACGACAGCACACUUUGUGAUACGGACCGCGUGCCGGUGUCUUUUAACAGCAGCACCGAAAGCAGCCGGUCGUCAUUCGACAGUGAGUCGGAGUUGGUCCUGGAGCACGGAACAUCGGGAAACCCUCCUCUCCAAGCUAAGGAUAUCCAGCUGCAUUUACUUCGGGUUCAAGAGAGGAAAAAGAGAAGUCGCUGUGGAGUUUGCACGCCCUGCCUGCGCAAGAUCAACUGCGGGGAAUGCAGCAGUUGCCUGAAACGAAAGACAGGUCAUCAGAUCUGUAAGCUGAGGAAGUGUAUUGAGCUAAGGAGAAAGCCCACGAAGAGCUGCACUGCUGAGGUUGAGUCAGACGGCUACUCAGUAAAUGGCACAGGUUCAGAGCAGAUGGAGGAGACCAGUGUGGCACCAGAGGAAGAGGCUCAUUACAUAUCCCCGACACACAAUGUUCCACCUGACGUUCCCACGCCUCCACAGCAUGGCUUACAACCAGCACCUGCUGGAAAAGAGCCCAGGGCCACUGAAAGCAGAGAUGCUUCUCUCACUCACAACAUCUCUGCAACCUCUAAAAAUGGUGCUGAACAGAUCAAACCAAACACUGAGAAACGUGUGUGUCUUACUGACCCGCAAGCAAUGUCUCGUAGAACUACGACUUUGUUUAACAAAACGCACGGACACGAGACGCUCCGGGUCAAGAUGGUUCCCUUGAAGAAAAUCAAACUGGAGGAGCCCAUGGUGGAGAUUGACAACCCGCAUUCGAAGACCAACGUCGAGUAUGAGGACGCUUUAUCCACAUUAGCAGCUGUUGUUUGCUUCUCCAGUACGGACCGGAAAGGUCUUGAGGAGAAGCUUUUCGGACCUCAGGCCUCAGAUGUGGGUUGUUUGAAAUCUGAGCCGAAAGAGCCGCAUCAGUGUCAGUCAAAUCAAAGAGAAAGUCCAAUGGAGCCUCUUCAGAAAAAUAACAUUGCACUUACCCAAUCUUCACCCAAUGUCCGAUCUCUGGUCCAACAUAGGAACAUUACCGCUGAUCAGGCCAUUGCUAUUGAAGCCCUCACCCAACUGGCAGCUACCCCACAAACAGUUGAAACCGAAAGCCAGAGACGGUGCUCUCCGCUAGAAAGCACGACAUCGCCGCACUUCGCUUCAUGCGACUACAUACCUCUCCGAGAGGCUAAAUCGGUUUCAGAUGGCGUCUCCAACAAGGUCUCUGUAAUCAGUUCAUCAUUGCACCAGACGUCAGUCAUUCGCAGCACUUUGAACAGACAGGCCAACUUCGCCCAUCACCGCACAUCCACCCCAAAAAAACUUUCCUUAAAGGAUCUCCUGGUGGCCAGCUCGGAAUGCGAAAAGCUAUCAAACGCGGCUGAAAACCGAAGAUACGACCAAGCACUUUGUAAAGGUGAAAGAUUCGAAGGCACUUUUAAGAAAUUCAAACAUUGUGAAGGGACUUCUCGAAGGAGGGACGAAGAGGAAGUGGCUGCCCAAUUGGUUCAACUUGCAUUUAUGAUCGAGUCAAGACAGAUGCAAGUCUCUGAAAACAGUCCGCCCAACGGUAUGCCAUCUCAGACAACCAAAUACAAUGGGAAUUUCGCGGGGCAGCACUUGAAAAAGCAAAGGAAACCGAGAAUGACACCAACAAAACCAAGGAUAUCAAAGAAGAAAGUUUGCCUGGAUGAUGGCAACCAAUGUAGGGUUCCUUUAGCCAGGAAAACGCCCAACAGAAAAACAACCCCGCUCAAGGCCACCAUCCAAAAAGCCAUUCUGCAACAAAAGAUGAGGAUUCAGCACAAGAGGAGCCCGUUUCUUCCACAAGCUCAAAUAGAUUUGAAAAAAUACAUCGCAGAGGCCCAUCACGAAAACAGACAACUGUUAUAUUACAGCAGCUCUCUGAAGAAAGAACAUAUAUGCUCCAGUAAACCCAACGGCUUUCACCUCAAAUACGAGCAUGGGGCUCAGAGUGAGUCGCAGCCAAAUGGACUCUUUCACAAUCACGCAAAUGACCAUCUAGGUGCUAGUCAGCUGCAGAGGCAUGAAUGUGAACAACAAACGAUUUCUCAGGUAUCGAAAACCUACGACGUGCUAAAUCCCGGUGCUAAACAACAGCCUCAGCACACCGCGCCUAGUGUACCCUGUAAAGACUCGGAUCAUCAACACUUGCACACGAAUCAAAAUGGGUAUUACAGGUUGGAGAAAUCCGGUGGUGUGACUGUGCUGUCCACACCCACUGUACAUUUACAAAAUGGUGACUUGGAGGACGCUGGAGAAGAGACUCCCACUAAACACUCACUCAACAGCUUCUUGGAGUCUCCGGUGAGAUUCUUGAACACACCAACCCGGAAUCUCCUCAAUACUCCCUCUAAACAGUUAACAGAGCUGCCGUCCUGUGACUGUGUGGAGCAAAUUAUCGAGAAAGAGGAGGGUCCGUACUACACGCACCUCGGAUCUGGUCCCAAUGUAGCAGCGGUUAGAGAGUUGAUGGAGAACAGGUACGGCGAGAAAGGCAAAGCAGUCCGUGUGGAGGUCGUGGUCUACACUGGCAAAGAGGGGCGGAGCUCGCAAGGUUGCCCAAUCGCCAAGUGGGUCAUUAGACGGGGAAGCGAGGAGGAGAAGUUGUUGUGUCUCGUGCGGUGGCGUGCCGGUCACUGCUGUCAGAAUGCCGUGGUGGUCAUUUUGAUUCUGGCCUGGGAGGGCAUUCCACGUACCAUGGCAGACAAUCUGUACCAGGAGCUCACGCAGACUCUCUGUAAAUAUGGCUCGCCCACUAGCCGCCGAUGCGCCCUCAAUGAGGACCGUACCUGUGCAUGCCAAGGCCUGGACCCAGAGACGUGCGGUGCCUCCUUUUCUUUCGGUUGCUCAUGGAGUAUGUACUUCAACGGCUGCAAGUUUGCACGCAGUAAAACGCCCCGGAAGUUCAAACUACAAGGAGACUGCCCUGAAGAGGAGGAGAAACUGGAGAAACAUCUGCAUAACUUGGCAACAGAUUUGGCACCCGUGUACAGAAAACUCGCACCUGAGGCCUUUCAGAAUCAGGUAGAGAUGGAGCAGCUGGGACAGGACUGUCGGCUGGGCAGGAGGGAAGGUCGACCGUUUUCUGGUGUCACAGCAUGUGUGGACUUCUGUGCUCAUGCCCACAAAGACACACACAACAUGACCAAUGGAAGCACUUUGGUAUGCACUUUAACCAAGGAGGACAACCGUGCCGUGCGGAACAUUCCGGAGGACGAGCAGCUGCACGUUCUGCCUCUCUACAAGAUCUCUGACACAGAUGAGUUCGGCAGGCCUGAGGGCCAGUGGACUAAAAUAAAGACCGGGGCAUUGCAGGUACUCUCCUCUUUCCCGAGGGAAGUGCGGAUGUUAGCCGAGCCCGUCAAGUCGGCCCACAAGAAGAGGCUGGAAGCUAAAAGAGCACAUGCUGAAAAACUUAACGCUCUGGACAAUAAGCAAGUCACCCCUGUGAAAGUGAAGAACGAGACCCAUAAAGGUUUCAAACACACUCCAGGUUUGGAGAAAGUAGCUCGAGCGAAUGUUCCACCUUGCAAUUGCCGAGGGUUCCAGAAAUAGGAAGCACAUUUUCAGACUUUCACUCUUCUGAUCCAUACGUUCGCACGCAGUCCUCAUCACCUCACUCUGAGUUUUCCCAAACCCAGCUUGUUUCCUCUGGGGGAACCCCCCAUGCUUCUCUUAAAAAUGGUCCUGGAGUGGAGACCA